GGUUUCAAGUCUUAUAAAGAUCAAACUAUAAUAGAACCAUUUAGCUCAAGACAUAAUGUUGUUGUCGGAAGGAAUGGUUCUGGCAAAAGUAAUUUUUUCGCCGCAAUUCGAUUUGUUUUGAGUGAUGCAUACACGAAUAUGAGUAAGGAGGAACGCUUAGCACUUCUUCAUGAAGGAACAGGACCGGCCACCAUGUCCGCUUAUGUGGAAAUAAUAUUUGAUAACAGUGAUAAUCGAUUUCCAACGGGUAAAGAUGAAGUGGUUCUUAGACGUUCUAUCGGCUUAAAAAAGGAAGAUUAUUCCUUAGAUAAAAAAACUGCGACGAAAAAUGAUGUAAUGAAUUUACUCGAAAGUGCUGGAUUUUCUCGUUCCAAUCCUUAUUACAUUGUCCCACAGGGAAGGAUCACUGCUUUGACGAAUGCUAAAGAUCCAGAACGAUUGCAAUUAUUAAAAGAGGUUGCUGGCACAAGGGUAUAUGAACAACGUAGACAAGAAAGCAUGAAAAUCAUCGAAGAAACAGAUUCCAAAAGAUCAAAAAUCGAAGAGCUUCUCACUUAUAUUGAAGAACGUCUUGAAGAACUUGAAGAAGAAAAAGAGGAACUGAAAAAUUUUCAAGAAAUGGAUCGCGAAAGACGGUGCUUGGAAUAUUCAAUAUAUCAUCGUGAACAGACUGAUAUACUUCGUCAGUUGUCCGAGAUGGAUGAACAACGGGAAAAGGGUGUCCAUGGUUCGAACCAACAAAACCUGGAAUUCAAUGAUCUUGAGCGAGAGAUUACUAACAUUGAGCGUGAAAUGGCAGAACUCCAAGAAAAAACCGAACUUUUGAGAGUAGAAAAGAGGGAGCUUGAUGAAGACAUGCAAGAACAGAUUAAAGUCCACGCGCAGAUUGAGUUGGCAAUUAAAGAUAUGGAAGACACUGCACAACAAAAUAAAGAAACAAAAAAAAGAAGAGAGUUGGAAAUGAGAAAUAUAAAAACGAAUAUAGAUCAAAAAGAAGCAGAGUUGGAUAGCAUAAUACCAAUUUAUGAAAAGGAGGUUGCUGAAGAAGCUACAAUAAAGGAAAGAUUGGAUGAAGCUGAAUUGCAUCGUCAAGCGCUCUACUCUAAACAAGGGCGUAGUUCACAGUUUCGUUCGAAAGCAGAAAGGGAUAAGUGGUUAAGAAAAGAAAUAAAAGAGAUCGAUGACACAAUGAUCGCGCAAAAACAACAGGCUGAUGAGCUAGAAAGCCAAAUACACGAUAUUUCGGAAAGUAUAGAUAGAGUGAAUAAUGAAAUAUACGAUACAAGGAAUAAGCUAGAACAGCGAAAAACGACUAUUGAAGAAUUAGGAAAUGAAUACAAUGACUUAAAGUCUCAACGAGAUAAAUUAAUAGAUCAGCGAAAAGAACUAUGGAAAGAAGAUGCACAAUUAGAAACAAAAUUGAUCAAUGCACGAGAGCAAUGGAAAAACUAUGAGAGAGCCUUAGCUAGUUCCAUGGAUAAGAAAACCAACAAUGGCCUGAAUUCUGUGAGACGUAUCACUGAACAAUUUAUGAUUGGAGGUGUUUAUGGGCCACUUUAUGAAUUGUUUGAAUGCACAAAUAAUUCUAUGUGGACUGCAGUAGAAGUCACUGCUGGACAAAGUUUGUUUCAUGUAGUUGUUGAUACAGACGACACAGCUACUAGAAUUUUGGAUGUUCUCAAUCGUGAACAAAACGGGCGUGUAACCUUUGUACCGUUAAAUCGUUUGAGAACUAAGAACUAUGAAUACCCUGAAUCUGAAGAUUUUUUACCCAUGGUCAAUGUUGUUGAAUUUGAUAAAACAUAUACAAAAGCAAUAGUACAGGUGUUUGGUCGUACUAUAAUUUGCAAUAACCUAGAAACGGCAUCUAAGCUAUCUCGUGAAUAUGAUUUGAAUGGUAUUACAGUGGACGGCGAUCAAGUUGAUAGAAAAGGAGCGCUUACCGGUGGAUAUCAUGAUGUUCGUCAUCAACAAAUCACACAAAAAUUGAAUGCAAUACAAAAUGUUGAGGCUAAAAGACGACAAGCUCAAGAUAGUCGUGAUCCUCUUAUGUUCGAAUUGAAUUCCAAAAUCAAGGAAGAAGCAAAUUUGAAAGAGUCAAAAAGCAACAAAGAAAAAUCAUUGCUGAACCUUCAAAGCAGCAUCAAGAUGUUAAAUGCACAAAAGCAAGCUCAUCAAGCGGAAAUGAGCACUGAGCUGACCCAAAAUCUGACUCUACAAGAGCAACAACGACUCGAAAGGUUGAAUGUUGAAGUUGAGCAAUUGAGCGAAAAAUUAUACAAGCUGUCGACAUCAAGAUCUGAGCUUGAGGGACGGAAAAAUGUCCUGGAGAAUGAAUUGGAUGCGAAUUUGAAAAGGCGCUACGAAGAGUUAUUAAUUCAAAUAGAUAGCCUAACUACAAGCGAAGAUGAUCAAAUCCGCAAUAGCAAAAAUGAAAUCGAGGAACUCAUUAACGAAAUGUCUAAUCGGUCGAAAGAAAUCGAGUUAGAAUUGCAAGACCUCUCUUCAGAACUAAGUCAGAAGACUUCAAAAUCUGAAGCAUUAAAAACCGAGCAAAGCAAUCGACAGCAAAAGUUGGAACGGCAGCAAAAGAAUGUCGACAAAUUUCUAUCAAAAAGGAAAUUAUUGUUACAGAAAAAGGAUGAGUGCACAAAAAAUAUACGUGAGCUCGGUGCACUACCAGAAGAGGCGUUUGAAAAGUAUAAAAAUACAGACCCUACAAAGCUUCUAAAACAAUUACAUAAAGUAAACGAAGGUUUAAAAAAGUACAGCCAUGUUAACAAGAAAGCGUUUGAGCAAUAUAACAAUUUUACCAAGCAGAGAGACACUCUUACUAAAAGAAAAGACGAAUUAGAUCAAUCAAAGAGGGCUAUAAAUGAUCUAAUAAUCGUAUUAGAUCAGCGAAAGGAUGAAGCAAUUGAACGCACUUUCAAGCAGGUAGCAAAGUAUUUUGCUGAAAUAUUUGAAAAACUGGUACCUGCGGGACGAGGGCAAUUAAUUAUGCAAAAAAGAAAUGUCAGGGAACAAAUGGAAGAUGUUGAUGAACGGGAAGAUCGCGAAGGUGGAUCUGUGGAUAGCUAUACUGGUGUUGCAAUAAAGGUCUCGUUUAACAGUAAAACAGACGAAGGCCUUCGUAUGCAACAACUGUCUGGUGGACAAAAAUCUUUAGUUGCACUCACCCUUAUAUUUGCAAUACAACGAUGCGAUCCAGCGCCCUUUUAUUUAUUUGAUGAGAUUGAUGCUGCGCUUGAUGCACAAUAUCGUACUGCUGUUGCAUCGAUGAUCCAUGAAUUGAGUGAAAAUGGACAAUUUAUUACUACAACCUUCCGCCCGGAGAUGCUUACAAAUGCUGAUAAAUUUUAUGGCGUAACAUUUUCGAAUAAAGUUUCACGUAUUAAUGUCAUUACCAAGGAGGAUGCGCUUAAUUUUAUCACACAG
Messenger RNA from Cetraspora pellucida, 3438 nucleotides. Lineage: Eukaryota; Fungi; Glomeromycota; Glomeromycetes; Diversisporales; Gigasporaceae. The record is from the annotation of a GenBank genome assembly.